AUUGUGGUUUCGCCAGAAGAUAAGUUGCUGAUUACUCUGUGUUUUUGGGUGCCUUAUUUAACAAUGGAUUCUGUAUACUGCUUAAGGGUUCUUUUUGCAUUGUUUCCUGCUUAUGUAAUCUGUUUGGGGAAUUAUGAAGGGAGCAUGCCACCCGCCAAUUUGCAAAGAGUUUCAGCACACACUUUCCCUGUGAUUGGCCCUGAGGUGAAACAAAUGGGAAACUGGAAUGAUCCUGCUUACAGUUCUGCUGGCCUGCCCCACAGUCAAGCCACCCAUGGAAGUUAUGACAAUGAGCAUAAAGAGAGUUUGUUUGUGGGAUCAAAUGUAAAAUCAGAUUCAAAAGAUUGUCAGACUUCUGCUGAAAGUGAUGAUCAAGACAAUAAUUUGAUUAGCUAUAAGCCUUCUGCUUCUUAUCCUAAAUAUGACUUGUCAGGUUUUGGUCAACCCUCUGUUCAAGAUGAGUCUCAUACAGUUACUGAUGCCUUCAAAAAUGUUCAGCCUGGUAGCAGGCUAGCUUCUACCUCAUCUCAGAGCGAGUUCGCCUUGAUGAGAAACUUAAAAGUACCUGAACCAAACCCCUUAAAGCCAUCUAGAGGUGAAUCUAGUUACGAGGUAACUAAAACUGCUGGCUCGAACAAGAUGUUUGUAGUAAAGCCUCCUAAAAACACACAUGGCCUUAUGGAGUUCAACUCUGAAGUUACUAGAAACCUACUUGCAAGAGGUCCAAACGCUGCGUCAAACUCCAUCUCAAGUCCGGUUUCCCAUCAGUAUAGUUCAUCUGAGGGGAGCCAGAGUACUAGCCAACUCCAGACAGCCAGUAGCCGUUAUGGACCAUUGCUGAAGGGGAUACCUGGGUAUUCAAGUAUGGAUCCAAGAAAAACCUCUCAUGAUGGGCUUAAGUACACUGAGGCCAAGCCUUCGGUUGUUAGCUCAGGGCCAAUCUUUGUAGUUCAAGGUGGAGGAAAUGUUCAAGAUCUUGGUGGCUAUAGUGGGCAUCCAGAUUCAGUAAAACCACUUGGAGUUCCCAGUCAUGUUGACCCCUAUCAGGCCAGUCAGAUCUUUAGAGAUACUAGAUUGACUGCCAGCAGUCAGGGCAAGUCCUGGAAUGAACCUCUACACUACUCCAUGAGUGGAACUCGAUACAAUCCCAGUCCUGAGCCAAGAAAACCUUCCAAAAAUGAUUAUAGGGACAACAAUGCUAGAUCUUCAAUUGGCAGCUCUGGUGGAGUUCUUCUCGAGGCCUCAGAAAGUGCUCCAAGAAACGCAUUACCACCUCACUAUGAAUCUACUCGCCCCAAAUUCCAGCAGACCUACAAUAUCCAUGGUCAACCUAAUCAAGUCUUUGAGCCUAUGUACCCCUCUCGAAGUGGGGCUCAACAUGAUGUGACCAAGUCCUCAAUUGCCAGUUCUCGAGCAAUCCUGAUGAUUCAGGCUCCUGCAAAUAUUCACGAUAGAGCAGAAUCCAAUAAACCCCAAGUUCAUACUAGCUCUCCAGACCGUAAAGUACCAUUUGCCCCAGGUCAGACUGCUCAUGAACGCCAACCUUUUCAAGUGAACCAGAAUUCCAGAAAUGUCCAGCCAGCCACUAGCACUUAUGCCAGCUCUUCCCAAACUGGGUAUCAGCCCUUCUCUUCUCUGAAGAGAACCCCAUACAAACCAAGUAGAGUGCUCUCAAGGCCUUCUACAAGUAAAUUAGGAUUCAGUGCCACUAAUGAGAUCAAUACAGUCCACGUAAGGCUUAAUAAGCCACCCACAAGCAGCUUUGGUAGUUUUCAGAACCAAUGGGCUUCUGGUGGCAUUAGCAGUGGCGUUUUCCAAAGUUCCUUACCUCCAAGUUACCCGGGCCAGAGACCAGGUCAAACUGAACAAAAUCCAGUUAGUUCUUCAGCCCGUUAUCCCGAAGGAGUCCAAAGCCAAUUCACUGUAAAUACAGAUGGCACCAGGCUUAUUACUGCCAUUCCAAGUGAGUUUGGCCAAGGUGCCAUCCGAAGGAUGUCUCCUACACUUUCCAGCAGCUACAGACAAGCGGAGCAAAACCAGCAUCGAGUUAACAGUUUGGGUUCCUCUACCUCUAAAUGUGAGGUGGCCCAGAAUAGCCCUGCAGGUUUUGGUCAACAGGAACCAGUCCGAUUCCAGGAAGUGAACCUCUCCAUCUAGAAGCAGAUCUCAACGUCUAUAAACCUUGAUUAGGUGUGUGUUUGGGAGGCUGUCAGUCAUCAGGCUCUGGGGCUCUGCAAGGACUAAAGGAUGCUCCGACUGAUCCAUUGUGCCGAGGUUCAGUCCUGGCAAUUUAUAAACGCACCACCCUUUCAAAGGCUGUACAUUUAAUGUUAAUAAAAAUGUUAAACCCACAAAGUUUACUUUCCAAAUUGUCUUAAAAAAAAAAAAAA
Molecule: messenger RNA, 2390 nt
Organism: Sinocyclocheilus grahami
Lineage: Eukaryota; Metazoa; Chordata; Actinopteri; Cypriniformes; Cyprinidae
Exons: 5
Coding region: 64-2157 (697 amino acids)
Source: RefSeq, a predicted model, not a curated record